Molecule: messenger RNA, 3129 nt
Organism: Pestalotiopsis fici W106-1
Lineage: Eukaryota; Fungi; Ascomycota; Sordariomycetes; Amphisphaeriales; Sporocadaceae
Exons: 6
Coding region: 1-3129 (1042 amino acids)
Molecular function (GO): ATP binding; ATP hydrolysis activity
Source: RefSeq, a predicted model, not a curated record
AUGGCUGGAGACUCAGCUGCGACGGCCUCGGAAGAGGAUCCAUCUCCAUUCAACUUGCCUGCUCAAAUGAAAAGCGCCGAGACCGCCGCACAAGAUGCCUUGAAGAAAGCUGUUCAGAGCAUCAAAGCCUUGAGGUCACUUUCCACCAUCAACCUAUCUGACGAGUUCUCCCAGCUGUCCCAGCUCAUGGACGAGCUUUCCACGGGGGAGAAACCUCUACUACAAGGCACUUCAUCAGAGCACUUCGAGGGACAAGAGUCUGCGGCCCAGCAGGCCGCUUCUGGCUCGGCUGACUCAAAGUCUAGCUUCUUGGAACAUUUACUUGACACACUAAGACCCGAAGAUGGCAAAAAAGCAAAGGGAAAACACUUUUCUGCUGACAGAGAAAGUGAUCGUGGAGCCCCUUCAAUACAGGCCUUCUAUCGCAACAUUCCAAGUAGCUUGAGAAGAGCAGACGGAGGGUAUUCUGAAGAAGAUUUCAAAAUUGCCCACGCGAAUGCACAAAACGUCGAGAAGCCACUGAGAGUAUUGAUCAACUCACCUUAUCUUCUACAAGAUUUGGAACAGAUCACUGGCUUCGCACUGCCAAUUUCUGCUUUUGAGAUAAUCCCGCCAUUCAAAUUAUUGAUACAUCACUGGAAAGAUAUCAUAUCGACGUUGGAGAAACUCACACACAAGUAUGAUGAACUAUGCCAGCGACUGAAUACUUGCGUGCCUUCCGCAACAGAGAUGCCCUGUUCAGAUUCAUCAACAGAACAAGCAGCUGGUCUGACACUACAAAGCCCAUCAGCAAUGUCCAUCUCGGUGGAGGUCAGAGAAGUGAGCCCAACAGAGAAUGACAAACAAUCGAGCAGCAAUGAGGAACAUACAGUACGAAAAACACUUCCUGAGAUGACGAAUGAAAAGACCAUCCUUGAAAUUCGUAUUUCAAACCUUCGGUGUCUCUGCGAUUUCAUUCAGGCAGAUUUGGGCCAUCUCGUCGGGUUGAAGAUAAAGAUACAAGAAGGCUCGGUGGAGAAAGUACUCUUUGAAGAGGUGUAUCAUCUUUAUAACCCAGGCGACCUCAUCGUUGGUCGAGAGGAAGAUGUUGAUCUGCUCUACCAAGUUUACGCCGUUACAGGCGGCCGAAGACGAUUGUACAAAGCGGCUCUUUCGACUGCUUACAAACCACCAGGUGAAGAAUUGGAGGCUGACGACUCACCAAGAGCCGGCGUGGGGACUUACACAGAUGUAGUCAUUGAUUGUCUUCUGCUACACUGGGACGGCGUGAGGAUUGGCCCUCAACGUAUCACCUAUCGCAUCCCGCAUUUUACAGGCGAGAAAAACAUUGUCGAUCUCGACUACUUUCCAGCUCACUUUUGUAAGGAUAGUCAAGAGCUCUGUGAGCGGUUGCUGGUACGAGGGAAGAAAGUGACCAAAUGCUAUGGCCACCAGAAAUAUGACGCUCAGACCGCCACGGCCAGAUUACAACAGACUGUAUUGAGUAAUUACGCACACCAGCGAGGAGCCCCGCUUUCGCAAGUGCGGUACGACAUUCCGGAUUACGACGACAAAGUAGGAGCUCCUGGGCGCGAUCUGGAUAGCGAUGUUUACGUGGACAGCAAAACAUUCUGUCAGUCGUUCUCGCCAUUUAGGAACGAGUCGUUCCGUCUUGGGCGGACUCGGCCGUCCACACGAGAGGUGACCGAAGGGUACGAGUUUGCAAGUGACUCUGAUAUAAACGUGGUCGCGGAUCAUGACGUGGAUGUGGCUCGCUCAGAAAAUUUCUUGUCACGGAAUUUUCACCUCACCCAUCCCCAGCGACUGGAGGACUUGGAAGGGAAAGAGGAGUGUCUUAUGCUAUUAUCCGAGUGCGUACCGGCUUUUGACUUUCGUCAGCGAAAAUGGGAUUGGGUAAGUGUGGACAAGCUGGAAAAGAUUGACAAGACACAGGACGCUAGACGACGUGCCUGGCAAGAUCUGGUUAUAGAAGAAGGCUAUAGCCAAUUGCUGCUAUCGCUUGUUGACAAUCAUACGUCGGCAUACGAUCACAAGAAGAAGAAGAAUGCUUCGGGUUACAGCGUUCCAACCUCCCAAGUUGACUUGAUCAAGGGAAAGGGCCGUGGUCUGAUUCUGCUUCUCCAUGGUCCACCCGGCACUGGCAAGACCUCGACGGCUGAAGCGAUUGCUGCUUAUACCGGGAAACCACUAUAUGCCAUCACAUGUGGUGACAUUGGUGUCCAUGUAGGAGAGGUUGAGAAAAACCUUCGAGAGCAUACAGAGCAGGCGACAAAAUGGGAUUGCGUACUGCUUCUCGAUGAAGCAGAUGUCUUCCUGGCGAGAAGGACAUGGUCUGAUAUGGAUCGUAAUGCAGUCAUUUCUGUAUUCUUGAGACAUCUUGAGUACUAUAGUGGCAUCUUAUUUCUUACCACCAACAUUGUGGGAAUUAUUGAUGAGGCCUUCAAGUCGCGCAUACAUGUCGCUCUUCGAUACGACGCCAUAGAUGCCGUCUCAACGAAGAGGAUUUGGAAUAACCUUUUGGAUCGAAUCGCCAUGGACAAUGAGACCUCAGACGUCAAGAUUGAUUUCAAGAAGGACAAAUUGCUCAAGUUUGCAGUAUCCCACUACAAGAAGUACUCCAGCGACGGAACCACCUGGAACGCACGCCAAAUCCGCAACGCAUUCUCAACAGCCAUAGCCAUGGGGCAGUACGAUAGAAUGGAGCGAAUCCGGAGGGCAGGCCUGACACCAGAGCAAGUGGUCGCAUCAGGAAACCAAGGUCUCAUGACUAUCAAGUUAUCAAAAGGUAACUUUGAGAAGGUUGCGGAUACCGCGACUGAAUUUGAGGAGUACAUCAAUGCUGUCCGGGGUGAUGAUGUCAAGAACGCAUUGGAAAACCAGCAACGAGACGACUACUUUACGCAACAGCUUGCACCGCAGCCGAGAAAGACCCGCGGGGCACCUGUCGCCUACUUUGAUCCGGAUUUCAAGUCUUCGAGAAGUAAAAGGCCACCAACCAAGCCUCUUGAUUCGGAUGAAGAGUCGGAUAUUCGUAAGGCGUCAAGUCAUCAAGGCAAGUCCAGGCAACGUAGAGAAAGGGAUUCUGACGACGAGGAUGGUUCUGAUUCCUCGGAAGGCUUGAGUGAUUGA